AUCUUCGGCAUAAAUUACAUGCGUGUAAGCAUACACUACAUUCGUGAAAAAUGGCAGCUGACGAUUAGAGAAAAGUGUGUGGAUCUUCACUCGAAAAAAGACGGCACUUGUAAGUUUUUUCUUCAGACUAAAUAUCAUAGAGUUUCUGGAGAACCUCAGAUGGAGCAGCAAUCCCCGGAUUAUGAGUUAUUUUUCUUCAUAAUAGGGGAGAAACUGCUCUCAGAGGGUUAACGCUAAGGUUAGCCAGCCUAGUUAUUAGCCAGCAGUGGUUGCUAGCACACCAAGCAAUCCCAGUUGUCAACACUGGGUCCAGUCUAUUUCUUGGGAUCAUUUGUCUUUGAUUUUAAACCUCAGAUACCUCGACCGGGAUUAAAGACACGGCUAGGUAGGAAUGGGCUGAUACAAAGUACAUUUUCGUCACACCUCUUUCGGUAUUUAGCUAGCGGUUACCUGCUAAGUUAACAUUAGAAGGCUAAUGAAAGAUGACAUAACCAGCCAGCUAACAGUGAAGGAUGGUAGGAAACCUUUGGAAUUGAAAACAAUCAUGGAAAGUGUGCUGAUUAUGGCUCCACUGCAUUUUUAUUAAGUUACAAUAGUGUACAGGUGUUGUAGGUGGCUACCUACUGUAUCCGUGAGCUGUAACGGUGAAGUGGCCCAUGAAGUCGUUUGGUUGGAUUUAUAACAACAGUUAUACCACAUGUAUCAAUUUUCCAUCAAUGAGUCAGCUCGUGUUUUUACUGGAAACGAUCACGUGAUGUCGAAGACACGAAGUCCUGUUAUUUUUUUUUCGUCUGUACACUCAGUUAGGCUCAGGGGCGUGUCUGGAGGGGCGUCCAGGGAUGGAAUAGCCCCCCUUGACAUCUGAUUGGCCACCCUUGAUGCCACUUGAAAGCCCCUAGAUUAUGAUAGGUUAAUUUGAGAAGUUUACAGCUCCAGAAGGGGGACACAUUAAAUUCAAUCACUUGAACUGUAUUGUAACAGGCUUCAAGCAGUUUAUUUGUUUCUUUUAAAUGUUGUGCAUUAUCUUUUAUUGAUAAGUGAACUGUUAAAGAAUUAUGGUCCUUACACAAUGGGGCCGACGCGAAUAUAGAAUGCACAAUUCCGAAAUAUUCAGAGGUGAAUUUGACGGGGGUUGACUACACACAUCACGCCCAAUGCGAUUAUGCGACUUUCCGGGGGGAAAAGACGCAUCCUGGGGAAGACUUCCCGGGGAAAGUCCUGCCUCCUUCGCCUCUGAUUGGCUAGAAAAGCUGGAAACGUCAUCACACACUCAAGCCAAACGGUCAGCACUUAUAGCCAAUCAGAGGUGAUAAAAUAAGCACAUGAAACUAUAGUAACAACUGUUAUCUUACGUUGCACAGAUUAAAGUUAAAACAAAGAUGUUUAGCAAACUGUUAAAGCACACAAACUAUCGUUAUAUGAGAAAUCCGACGCUAUGACUCUCCACUAGUUGCCCUUCAGGUCGUUAUAUUUGUAAUGUGUGUGUAAAAGACCAUAAACAAUCAGCUGGUUGGCCAUGUUGGGUAUACCGUGAUCUGACAUCACAACAAUACACAAUCUGAUUGGUCAGAAGUGGACACACAGUAUGCAAAACUUUGGAAAAUCGAUCAUGAUCUGAAAAAAUAUAUGCCGCUAUGUUGCAGGAAGGGAAAACGUCGUUGAUGUGAAUGCUUGUACUGACAGGAUACGGGUUCAAAAAAAUAUAUAUUGACGUCCGAAAUAAUCGCAUGACAAAAACGGUCCCGGGGUGUAAGGACCUUUAAUCGGAACAUUUGUUUAUCCAGGAGAGGAACUGGUGUAUGAGUAACAUAAACAAAGUGCUGCACGAAAUCUAACUAUCAUAGAUACAUUCAAGGAUGGUGUUUUUUUCCCGAAUUGUCAGGACUUGUAGAUUUUAUGACCUGAGAAGUUGACUCAGCAGACUUAAAAUUAUCCAUGAGCAUCACUUGAUUUUCAUUUUGACCUCAUCCUGCCACUUUUAGAAAUGUUGUAGUGAGUUGUGAUUUGACAGGUCAUUUGAGGUUAGACAACAGACAAAAACUCAGAGGUAUUUGGAGAUUUUAAGUAUGUUGCCACCACCAGCGACUCUGGUCGGUGCUUCUUUAUUUCGGGCUCCUCAGUUUUUGUGUAACUUGCCACUCACAACAAGCUACAUGAGUGUCUUCUUCACCCAUGUCCACUUUUUAAAAUGUGUGUUUUUUUUUUUUAUUUGAAAGUCCUUUUUGCAAUUUUUUUUGUUUUUAGUAAUAGUGCAUCAUUAAUUUAGUUACAUUUAUAGUUUCCUCUACCCAGCCACUGUAUAUAAUUGCUUUUAGUACUUCCUCUUUCAUUAUUUAUCCCUGUUUAAGUGUUGUCUCCUCUUGGUACAUCUAGCUAUUUUGUCUCCCUGUUUAUUCCUAGUGUGAGCUUUUAUGUUCAUAAAACCUUUUGCAACAUCUGUUUUGAUAAGUGUUUUAUAAAUUAACAUGAUCCUAUUAUUUAAAACAGGGAUUUAAAGUUCUAUAAUUAUGAUAUUGUAAACUGCUCCCAUACUUGUUUCAAUCAAUGAACACAAAUGGUAACAACAGUGCAUAUCUCCCUGUUCUUUGCACUGGACUAGUGACAAUGGGUUACCAUAGUAACCCUGUAUGCUGUGGCUGUGACCCUGAAACAUAAUAAUAACUUUUUAUUUCUCUGCCUUAUAGUGAAAUAGAAAGACCUCUGUUCUUUGUUUUCACACAAUUAAGUUGUUUGAUACAAAAUUAUAUAUAUAGCCUAUUGUUUGAAAGGCUCCAGAUAAGAGAUACAAGAUUAUAAACAAAUAUUAAUUAACUUCUCUCUUAUGUUUAUUGUACCAGAAGCACAAAUAAACUUCAACAUUUGAAAACAGAGAGGGAAAAAUAACAAAUCAGCAUCAGAAGAGGAUCAACUAUCACUGAAUGCAACAGAAGUCACUUAAAGUAGAAAAUCAAAUUUUGUUUAGAAUAUCCUGGAGAAGGAACGCCAGUUUCCUUGCUCCUGUGUUGGAUGAGAGGUCAUCAUAGUUUAACUAGGCCAGUUUAUUUAUUGGCAAUCAUUGCAAAAAAGAAGCCUCAGACCUAGCUUCAGAUUUGUGCAGUUCUAAUCUUGAUGCAUGCUGUGUCCAGCUCCGUACUCUGUAAAUGUGGCUAAUUUGUCUUUUGCCAGUCACAUCCUUGAUUUUUAAUAGUUAAAAAGUGUGGAGUUUCCUUGAAAUUGAGUAGUACUUAAAUUUGAGACUUCCUUUAGCCUCUGUCAUGCAAUUGUUUUAGUUGCAAAAUUCAUGUACAUAGGAGUAUAAGGUCUGUGUCCUAAAGCAGUGCCUAAGUUUGGCCACCUGUCAAAUGUCUGACAAGUCCAGACAUGUCCCAGAUUAAGCAGCUCUUUUUUACUCAUAUUUUUCCCAAUAACUUCACUCCAUUUGAUUAUAUGUUUCAUAAAUGUAGAUGUUGAAUAUUUUCAAGUAAUACAUUUUAUUUCAGCUACAUUUAUAGGUGCAGAGUGAAUGUAUAGUAAAUUAGAUACAGUGUCACAUGGUUUGUCCCACUAAUACACUAAAGGCUUGUUCAGUGUUAAACCCACCAUGCUAUAGUCUGCCUGUCUCUGUGGGAGCAUCCAUUCCAGGAAUACUGAUAUGUUUAAGCCUAACCUGAAAAAGGCUGAUUUCCUUUUUAUCAUGACAGCACCAACUUAACUUGGAGAGUCAUACCUAACCAGAGCUACCCACUGCUGUAGGCGGAUGUUGGUUAAAAUACAAAAUCUAUCAGUUAAUCUAUGUAAAUACAACUACAAAAUCAAAGUACUGUAUUAGUGCACAGAUGAAGUUCUCAAAUCUUGUUUCCCAGGUGUAAUAUGGCCUUUUUAGACAAAGUCUAACAGAUCUCUGAGCUGUGUUUUUGAGUGAAAGCAGUUUUUUUUAUAUUCUCUAAAUAGACUCACAAAUGUCUUUGGAGUGAAUGUUUGCGCUUUCUGCACUUACUAAUAAUCGUUUUUAUCUUGAAACAUUUUUAGAACAAAGCAACUCAGAGACAGAGAGGAUACUUGGUUGCCAUUGGCUGUCAUCAUAGAAGUGUCACCAUUGGUCAUCAGGCACAAUGGGAAAGACUCCAAUAAAAGGUAAGGAUCCAUACUUUGAUAUGCUCCAUCCAAAUGUUGUUCAUGAUUUCAAGGCUCGAUUUCAUACUGAACUAGUUUUGAAAAGUGUGGACUUGCUUUUUGACAGAUGAGUCUUUCUUUUUAAGGUUUCUGUAACCUAUUAGUGUUUGAGAAUAUGCAAGGAAGUCGUUGCUAUUCCUUAUCUUUCAAUUUUUUCAUAUCUGCUUAUUUGGUUUUUCAUUGAAACAACCGCAGAACAAACAAGCUGUCUCUUACCUCUGCUCUUUGUAUUGAGACUUCACUGGUGUAGCAGGGCAGCAUGGUACCAUUGCUGUGAUUAAAUAUAACCAAUCAUUUGACAGCCUUGGAGCAAUGUUUUUACUCAGGUACAGGCUAAUAUACAACACUUUUUUGAAGGUUUGAAGUCUGAUAAUCAAAGUAUUUGCUGAAAUCAUAUUUGUCAUUUUCUUGUUUUUUAUAGCAGAUCAGAAAGAUGGAAAAAAAGAGAAACUGGGAAGGACAGUUCCACCAACAGGUACAACUCCUGCUGCAGCGAAAGGUGAACUGCUGUGAUGAAAUAAGUUUGCUUGCUUGUGGAUCCUAUUUAUUGUUAAGGUUGGACUUAUCAGCUGAUGUUGCUAUGUUUAAGGCUUACUGUCUCAGCAGGAGCUAAGAUAGGUUCCAUUUUUAUUGUAAAAAAAAGUUAUUUGUUAUGAUUCUCUUUUAGAUUCGUUCAGCUGGGAAGAAUAUCUGAAAGAAACGUCAGCUAUACCAGCUCCUCCAAGCUGUUUCCGUCAGGUAUGUCCUCCUGGAAUUUUUGAGGUGUAUUAUGUAAUGAGCCUUUUUCCUGCAGACAGAUUUGGUCUCAGACUUCACUCCAAAGUCAAAGUAAUUGGUUGAGCAUUUGCUGGACUUAAAAAAACAGUUUCUCUCUCUCUAUUUUUUCUUGGUUUAAGUCUGCUUUGUGCACACAGAUGAAACUACAUCCGUAUAUUUUAUCACUUUUGAUGACAGUCUGCAGAUUAAAGAAGCUUGAAGUUGACAUAUUAGUUGAAGUAGCACCUUAAAGUGCGUCCCUGAAAAGCCGAAGAAACUGGUUCUUUAAAUAGCCGUAAAACUGGAUCUGUCCCUUCACUCAAAAGUCCCAUAUUUCUUACUGACCUCAAAGAAAUGAAGCACCUUUUCUUUCCUGCUUGUCUAUUUUUGUAUUUUUUUGUAUUGAUUUUAAUAAAAACUCACAGUAUCUGCCUUUGUGGUAUUUUCCAAACAUCUGCAGGCCAGAGCUCCUCCCUCCAACGACUUCAAGGUGGGAAUGAAGCUUGAAGCCCACGACCCACGAAAUUCCACCUCAGUGUGCAUCGCCACAGUGAUGGGUUUGACCGGAGUCCGUCUGCGUCUCCGUCUGGAUGGAAGCGACAACAGCAACGACUUCUGGAGGCUGGUGGACUCGUCUGACAUUCAGCCCAUCGGCACCUGUGAGAAGAAUGGAGACAUGCUGCAACCGCCACUGGGUAAGAAAGUCAGGAAAGAGGGCUAGUUCAAUAUCAAGGACAAUCUUUAUUUUCAUCUGUACUUAUGAACUGAGACAGAGAUGAUGGCUAUGGCAGAUUUUCCCCUCAUGACUGAACUGGUCUGAACUCUGAGAUUUAGCCUCUGGGAUUUGUGGACAAUAUUCCUGCAUAAACUGAAAACUGAUAACAGAUAACAGAGGUCAUUUCAUAUACACAUAUGAUUGUUUACACUUUUAACAGCCAAAAACUUAAAUUUCCCUUUGACAACAAACAGUAUAUUCUACAGAAGAGACUUUUAGUGUUUCUUUUUUAAAAAUUAAUAUAAGUUUACAUAAAGUAAUUGCCACGUUACCAAUUUUUUUCUAUUCCCUUGAGCCUUUUUCUGUAUCAAAACAUCACAUGAAUGUCAACAAUCAGGUGAUGAAUGCCGACACUCUCGACCUCUUGCUGCGUUGCUGCAUGCAACUACAGACCCUACAAACAUAUUAAGCAUAAAUCAGAAAAACAAUCAGAUAAACUAUUUUCCCUCCUCUAAUAAUUACACAUUUACAUGCAGACCUCCGUUCGUGGAGAUAACAUCACAUCUUGUUUUUAACCGUACAAACCAUACGCAAUUAUACAUUUAAAUAAAAACAGGAGUGGGAACAGAUGCUGUGGAGCUGUUGCUGUGAUGAGUUGUUGUUUUAUGGCCAAUUAUAAUGAUAAAAUCAGGAGAGGGCAGUGCAGCAGCUGCAGUUCUGAAUCAUACAACACAGCCAUUACCAGUUUCGACAUUUUUGUUGUUUUUUGAGCAUGACCAUGUCAAGAAAAUAAAAGCAUUUUUACUUUUCAAAGUAGAGCACCACAGCUUAUUUUUUUAUGUUUGUAUUUUUCUCUUUUCUCCCCAAGUUUGCUGUCAGCAAGUCCUAGCAGUACAGGGAUUUAUAUCUCCAUAACGACCGGUCUACCUGCUUGAAAAUAAGCGUCAACAUUUCUCAAGUCCAAGACAAACAAAAAGGAACUGUGACUCAUAGACAAAAUACCAACUGUGACUACUGUAACUCCAAACAAUCACAGACAAUUCUAGCAACUUUUGAAGCGGUUUGAUGACAAACAGAAUUAGUUUCUGACAAACUCUUUACUGUAAAAUUUUCCUGUUAUUUUGUCGUGGAAUCACCUUCAUAAAAACACAACCAUGUGAAGAAAUGACAUGUUUUCAGCUGAAGGAACUUGACUGAAGUCAAACAGUAAAAUAAAGUAGAUGUAAAAAAAAAAAAAAUGGGGAAGAGAGAAAAAUAAAAAAAUCAGAAGACAAAGACUCAGAUAAAAACUGCAACAUGUGGAGAAUUGAACACAUAGUGGUUUAUGAAAUCAUCUUUCCGUUGUCACAGGCACAGAAAUGAAUAAAGUAUCACAAGGAAGGCUUGUUCAGGUCACCUGACUCGCCUAAUUUAUUGUAGAGAGUUGGGGGGAUAUUUCUUUUUAUUUUCUAGUAAUCAACAUAAGAUAAUAGAAAAGCAGGAUGAGUGGUGGUGUGUAGGUUUAUAUGGAUGAAAGAGAAGAACCUGUUGCAGAUUUUUUUUCAGUUCAUGUUGGGUGAUGCUAGGGUCAAGAUGACAGUGAGUGAUGUGCUUUAUCUGACAGAACUAGAAUUGAUGCCAUCAAAAAGAAAAUGUUCAAAAAGGGGAAAAAAACACAUCUGCAAUGACAUAAAUGUUUGUUCCUAAUUUGAUGUUUUAACAGCUUCUAUCUUUGUUCUCUCAGGAUUUCGGAUGAACGCCUCCUCGUGGCCCAUGUUUCUGCUCAGGACGUUAAAUGGGGCAGAAAUGGCACCAGCAACCGCCUUCAAGAAGGUACGCACUGCCUCAAAAGUUACUGUUUGGGUGAAUGUCAGCGUAUUUAAGUGUGCCCAUGUCUUGUUUUAGGAACCUCUGAGGCCGCCACAGAACAACUUUAAGCCGGGCAUGAAGCUGGAGGCCGUGGACAAGAAGAACCCAUACCUGAUCUGUCCGGCCACCAUUGGGGAAGUGAAGGGCGAUGAGGUCUUCAUCAUGUUUGAUGGGUGGAGGGGGGCUUUCGAUUACUGGUGCAAGUUCGAUUCUCGGGACAUCUUCCCUGUGGGCUGGUGCUCCCUCACCAAACACAGCCUCCAGCCUCCAGGCAACAGUGGUGAGUAUCAGCCUGUGGGUGGCAGCACAGGUCUGCUCUUAAACUGGAGUUUGAUACUGUUUGUACUCAGUACUUUAGUUAUCCUUGUGCGUUAGAAUAUCAAUACUGAUCAGUAAUCAUCAGGUCUUCAACAUCCUGACCUCUGACAGGUGCUUAACAUGAAAUAAGACAGUAGUAACAUCUUGAUCUUAUUACUUUCUUAGAAAGGAUAAACAAAAAACUUUGAUGAUGAAUUUGAACUGUUCAUAGUUAAUGUUUAAAAGACAGACUGAUGUUUGUGGGAAAAACAGUUAUCUUAUUGUGUUAGUGUGCUUUUUUUCUCCUGCUUUUUUUCUGUUUUGUUAUCCCUUCAUAUACACACAAGUUGCGCCUCCAUCUCUCCUCUCAUUACCUACAAAUUUUCCUCCCUUACGGUUUCUGUGUGUCUGAUCUUUUUAUAGCAUACAUCAGCAGGAGGUUUUAUAGAGACAUCCAAACACAAAAAAAGCUGUAUUUGAAAUUUAACUCCACCAAGACUGGUAAUCUGCUUUUUGGCAAGGCUUGUUAAUGAUCCAAAGCUGCUCAUAACUUUUGAAACAGCCGGAGUAGAAGGCUUGUACCUAACAUGAGACAUUACAUCUCAAUCGGUGCACCAUAAGGAGGGUUGCACUGUCAAAUCUCUGUCUCUCCCUCUGUGAUCACCCUCAGUAGAAGAUGGCCUUUUAUCAAAAUGGUCCCCUCUCUAAUUCCACUCUUAUAUGAGUGCACUCCAUUGCCCACAGCUAAAUAAAGCCUCCUUCUUCAGGGUGGAGGAAUCAGCUACAGCUGCAAGCUUUGAGACAGACUCCAAUCACUGUCAUGAAGCAGAAAUUUUAUGUCACACAAAUAAUGAGGAGCUUAAAUAAAAAGGUCUAACCAGUUAACAGACUCACACAAAUCCUCUAUGAUAUGAAAAAUAUCUACCAUCUCAUUUAGUGGCACUUCUUCUUCUACUGACAUCUUACAGUUUAAUUGACUAUCUGAUAUUUAUAACCUGCUGUAUUUCCUACUUGCAACAAAACACUUAACCAAAAACCUGCAGUUUUCUGGAGCGGGCAGAUAGUCAGGCGCCCCACACAUGAGGACCACAGUCUGGCCCGACCGUGUGCUGCAUGUCCUCCCUCCUCUCUCUCUGUCCCCCACAUUUCACUCUGUCCUAUCUAAUAAAGGCAAGAAUAGCCAAAAAAAUAGUUAAACAAAUACAAACAACAAAACCUGCAGUUGUUGGAAACAUUUUCCCUUCAUAUAUAAGACUGAGGUAUAUAAUCCUUUAUGAGAUUUUAGGGGUGUGAUUAUAAAACAAAAUAUGCUCAAAUAACAUGAACCUUUUAAAAAUAAACAAAUUAAAAACUCUGAGUCAGCAGUAUAAUCAGUAUAACAUUUUUGAACGAAAGUAUUUAAGUUUAUAAAAUUAGGGAUAUGUUGUUAUUGCUACCGUCUCUCACAUUGGAGUACUUGUAGUUUAUUUCACUUGGUUAAAUCAGAUUUUUCUGAAGUGAAAAAGUCAGCAGACCUCAACAGAGUCUCAAAAGUUUUUUUUUUUUUUUUCUCAGGAAAAGUGAACCUCUCCUUUGCCUCUGAAUGGUGUGUUUUUGGUUAGGUAAUACUUUCUUUUCAGCUGUGUCACUAAGUCACCACCUGAGCUGCACUUUAAAGGUUGCUUAGUAACAAGAUCAAUGUUUGAAACACUUGAUAAACUGGGGCUAAACUGAGACAUGCUGUGUAUAACAUGUGAAACUCUGCAGACAUGCCGUGCAGUCAUGUUCUUGUGUUUGUCCGUCAGUGUGUUAUGGAGAGUGGAGGGGCUGAAUUAUGUUCUUCCAUUGAGUUAUUUACACAGAGCUGCUCAGUCCAGUUUGUAUGCAAGACUGUGGAGAAAAGGAGGAGGAUACAUUCCCAAAACAUUGAAAUUUACUAGCCACUCCUGUACUUGAACUUCUUGAUAAAUGACUCAUUAGAGAUAUUUGAAAUACUCCACAGAUGAAGAUAAGACAAAGACAUCGUCAUCAUCUUUUUCUUCUUCCCCAGCCUCCUCUGCCUCCUCUGUCAGUGUGGGCUUUGUUUUAACUGGAGGAGGAAGAUUUAUUGUUCUACUCUGUAUGUGUGGGAGUCUUAGACUUCAUACAGAAACUGGGAGAAUAUUUAGUGGCUGAGUCAGUGGGCUGUGUGCUGCCUUGUGUGGGAGUGUGGUGGUGUAAGUGUUUUUCCUGACUGGUGAGUUUCACUUUUUUUUGUCUAGUUUCGAAAACUGCUAGUUUACUUAAGGACGAAGGACCACAAUUCAUUAAUUUAUGAUACUUUGGCUGAAUUAGCAGUCCUCUUUCUUAACUUUUGAGUCAUUUCAUGUACCAGGAGUCUGUCACUUAAGAUAUGGCUAUUAUUGAGGAAAGUGACCCCGGACCCUAUUUAAACAAUCUAAUUAAGUGCAUAAUCUAAAGUGCAUGGCUCAGGGUGAAUUUGGAUGCAUCCUACCGCUGUAAGCUGGAGACUAGGGACGCACCACAUGGGCACUUAGUGAGGCUUAGGGCACAAAGAGAUUGUAUAUAAAGUCUCUUGUUAAUUUAGGGGUGUGCUUUGGGUGUAACAUGAAUUAACCCAAUCAGAGUGUCUUCUCCCAUCUCCUUUAAGAGACCUCCAGACAGAGACAUUGCUAUUAUUAACGCUGCAGAUUUCAGCCGGACCAGGCUGGGGCUGGCCCUUUUAACUUCUCUCCUACCAUUGAGGGUGGGGGGCGCAAGCCACUGGUAUGUCAGUAAUGUGAAUAUAUGGACUGAUGUAUCCACUAAAACAGUCUCUCUGCGCAUCUGAAACAAUCAGGGACUUUUUCAUUAGCAGUUGUACAUACAUUUGUGCACAAAGAAGCAGAAUAAUUUUGUUUAAGUAUUAAAACUCAGGAAACACUGACACUAUCAGACAGGAUCUAAUAAUACAUACUGUAACUCCCCAUGCACUAAAUUAUAUUUACUAUAUUUUUACAUUUACUACAUUACUUCAAAAUGCAGUUAUCCCUUUAUUGUUUUUUGGUCUGAAACCAUAAUCUGUUACCGUUUUGAGAUGUUAUACACCUGCUCAACCAGACACAGCCUACUUUCAGUUUGAUCACCGUUAUCUUAAUGAAAAAAAAAGACUGCCAUGAGAUUGCUUUUUUUUUUUAAUCUGUGCUUGUUUACAUCCGGGUAGUGGAGCAUUAUAUCAUUGUGACAGUAUCUACUAACCAAAGCUAUGACGUUGGCUGCAUUAUGUCACACAAAAACUGACAUUUUUAGCUGACUCUAAUAAAAAAGACAAUAUUUUAUUCAACCAACCAGUAAUUGUGUUGACUUUCAGGUUUGACAGUGUCACACAUCCCAGGGAUAAACAGUGCAAUAAUUGAGUAAACAAAGAACAGUUCACAUUUUCUGUAAGUGGUCCUAACUUGAACAGAGCUUUUUAUUUCUUGAAUUAUCUGCAAUACCUUUUGAGUUUAGCACUCUUAAUUCAAAGAUGCAAAGGAGAGACAUGUUUCUGAUAGCAGUACAAAUGAAAUCACUGCAGGGUGUGUAAUCCUUUUAUCGAGCCUAUUAAGAAGGAAAAUAAUUAAUUGGAGCUCUACAAAUAAAGUGGAGUGCUCUCCUUGUUAUUGGCAGUAAUGAGAUUCCCCCUGUCCUAACCCAGGCAGGCUGAGAACAUCUCUUUACCCUGAAUGUAAUCCCAGGUUCUUACAUCGGCACAGUGCACUGAGAGGUCACUGGGUUACUGAUAGUGACACUUAAUUAGCCUCUCCAAUUAGACCAGAAAGACUCUACAGUGGCAACAGGAACAAAGUGCUGUUCACUUUCAGGAACCCCCUCUGUUUAGAAAUACCCUUAAAUGAGUUUGCCCUUAGCUUCGUGCCUCACAGAUCUCCUGUCAGUCUGAAUAUGUACUCAGAAAAUAUAUCAAUUCAUGACCUGCUUGUAUGAUGUUGUAUUUUAAGGUUGUGCUCGGUGACUUUGUGUUUAAGUGAUAAAAAAGCUGAAAUUAACAUUGAUGUCUUUUCAUAAUAUCCAAAAUCAAACCAGACCAUCAGGGACUAGACUGACAGCUUGUUCAUUGUUGGUUUUUAUGCUUGAAGCAGGUGUGAAGGGGGCAAGUGUCAAACGAGCAGAUGAAGCAACAGCCUUAUGGUUGCAGUUUCUGUGCAAAUAUUUAUGAUAAACAUUACAUGUGACUGUCAAAAGUCAGGAGGAGGAGAUUUUUUGUUAAAAGAUAUUGAGUAUUUAGAAGACAAGACAAGCAAGACUUUCUCCACAUGUGUUGUUGUUGACACAAACCAAACAGUCCUCACAGGAGCUUUGCCUGUUUAAUCUUUAGUAAGUAUUCUGUAUAAAGACAUCCUAAAUAAUGCAGUGUGCAUUUAGAGAAGUGUCAGCCUGUACUUCUUUACCAUAAAAGGUAAUUUGCUAAUGGACAAGGCUUAUUAGGGACUGUAGUUUUAUUUACUGCAAUGAUAUCAAACUAAGAGUACAGAUCAGAGGCAACCAGCUGCAGGACCUUUGUUUUUUUCUAAAGCUUCUUUCUCAGAAAACUCUGCCUUCAAUUCUUCUUUCCAACAGUUCUUUAACAGAGUCAAAGGUUUCACGUCAUAAACAUUAAUUAAGGAAUAAAUGAGCCUGAUGGACCCUUUGGAGGAUGGAUUAAGUUUUUAAAAUAGAGUCUAGGAGGGAGCUGGUUGGUUUAGAUGGAAGAGAGGAGAUGGAUGUUUAUAUAAAGUUACAAAUUUGAAGAUAUCUAAAGAAUUGUGAACAGGGAAUAUUGAACUUUGAUAUUAACUGGUCAAAAGAUGCAAAAGAUUUGUUAAUAAACAGAUUUUCUAUUGUAGCGACUCCUCCUUCAAACCAGAUGUCAAAGGCUCUGCCAAUGAUUGAUAGUUUAAAUAGAUCGUUUUUUUAUUAUGGGUGCAUUGGAAAUCUCUUAAUGAAAGCAUUCUUCUGAAUUGUGUUCAAAUCUUAACAGACUGUUUUACUAUUGGAUUUGAAGAGUAUUUGGAUAUGGGUUCAGGUGAAGGGAGUUUUGUACUGAGCAAUGCACUUAAAGAAGUAGAGUCACAAGACAAAUAUUCUAGUUGUGACCUCUCUGUUUUUGAUGAUGAACCUUAGCAGAUCACGUGUUACCACAUACUUCAUCAAGAAUACAGCAUGAGGAGAGAUUGUUUAUUUAGUUCUAGUCAAAGAUGCCGACCUUAAAUAGAUUUAAAAAAAAGAAAACCGUAAAAGUGGUUGGCAGUAUUUUAGGUAGCCCAUUCAGGUAAAGUCCAUUUGUGGGGAAACUCUUGAGAAAAACAGUCAACCUGACCUACCCUGUCACCUGUUUUGCUCUGUAAAUUUCUUUAGCCUAAGUGCAGAUAUAAAAGUCUCUUUGAGACACGAGGUCUUUUGAUUGAUGGAUUGAACUGUGGAUUUUUUUUUUGCCAGCACUUGCUCUUUGUUUAUUCCAUGUAAUGUCCGGGUAGAUAUCAUCACAUCCUAUACAUGGCUUUCAACCUUCAUGUACAUGUAUUUUUAUGUCUGUGUGUCCUUGAACAGGACUUUCUCCUAUAAGAUCUCUGUAUUAUCAGUCUCUCAGAAUCAGAAUCCAUCAGUUCCAGCUGUGUCAUGAGUUUUUGUUCCUCAUGACCUUCCUGUGUGGUGGCUUUGUGUUUUAAUGUCAAACCUGUUGUCUGUUUGUUGUUAUCACAGUUACCUUGCCAAAGAGUCUGCAGAUCCUCCCAGCAUCUCCCUCCAAGCCCAACAGGCGCUCCAUGCAGUCCCCAUACAGACUCCCAAACCCUCUGCCCCCCCUGCCUGUCAGGAAGGGUGUGAGAGGUCGCCGCCCCAAGAGUGAGACCAUCGCUUUGCUCAAAGCUGUGGCCGAGGCUGCGGCCUCCCAGAACGGGACUGUACCUGAAAACACACAGCUGGUCCCUCGACCCCACAAGAAGAGAGGCCCCAAACCUGGGAGCAAGGUGAGCAUAUUCAAACUUGUGCUUACAGGUGAUUAAAAAACAUCCAAACAAUUAAGAGCUGUCAAAUCGAACAACAUUUUUGGAAAAUUGUCGGGUUAGUUUACUUCUGACCUGCUAAAUCAGAAACAAAGACAGAAACAUAAAGACUACUGUGAACUUCAGGCUAAAAAUGAAGUUUCACAAAGUAAAUCCUCUGAGAUUCAUGGUGUUAUGGGUAAACCUUGCAGCCUUUGUUUCAAUUCAUGUGCUACUAAAUGUUUUUUUUUUUUCUGGGCAGUAUGGUUUUCACAGUGAGUUAGGCCCGAACUACACGAAGGCGGAUAUUUAUUUAUCUGGAUAUUUUUGUACUCCCGUCUAAAUAAAUGUACCUGUCCACACGUGUUAGUUCAAAAAAAUAUCUGCGUCCACACGUAGGCUUCAAACUCAAUCCUAUCUGGUGCCGCUUAAAAAAAACUGACUGGUGGAUGUAAUUGUAUAAAAUAAGGUUCACUUGCAAGGCUGAAAUUAGCCCCAAAAGGGCAAAACAAACGUAAAGAAUACCCUGUAUGUCCGCCAUCGUUGUUGUUAUUGUUUUUGUUUUUAAUGCACAUGCGCGAGCUGCGGUUUGACGUCAUCGAUCCGUAAAAGUCCGACCACACGAAUCCACUGCGGGUACGGGAUACGGAUAUUUUUUAAUUUCUCCGCUUGUUUUUCCGGAUUCAGAUUUAUCCGGUUUGAGUGCACCAAACUCCCGGUUUGGUGUGGUAGGGAGGCCUAAUCGGACAUAAAUAUGUGCGGUUUGAAAUAUAUCCGCCUUCGUGAAGUUCGGGCCUUAGUCAUGAAGUUCAAGUUGGUUAUGAUGUAGCUUUUAGAAAUGAGCAUGAUUAGUGGAAUAAACUACCAGGGUUUGACUCAUCUGUGUUAAAAAAAAUAUUUAUAUAUAUAUGACAAUGUAAAUGUCAACUUUGUUUUCAUAAUCCAUUAAUCCCAUUUAAUGUGUUUAUUGAUAUUAUAGAGAAAGCCCAAGAUCCUCCCAACUCCUGUACCUCUGCCCAGCAUCCAGGUCCCACAAGAAAGUCCAUCAAGUCACAACUCAGUGGUGUCAACAGGUGAGGAUUACUGACCAGGUUAAAGGCCAAUGACGGUAGUUUAAUUUUUAAUUUGUUGUUCAGUUUGUUUAAUCAGCUGAUGAGUUAAUCAGUCUAUCUAAAUAGUAUACGUUCAUCAUAAAUAAUAAAAAUAGAGUAUUAAAAAAGUAUCAUACUCUAACAACAAAGUAUUUCUCCAUAGGGAUUAUUCUGUAAUGUGUUUAGUCUAAUUUCAAGACCUUUAAGUGGUUGUUCUUUGAUGAUGAGGCACUUGCACCAGCUGGUUCCAGAUGGCUGAACUGAACAUGGCGUCUACUGUCUCUAAUGGAUCUACUGUCCCUAACCCCACCUGUCUGGAUUUUGGUUGUUUAGACCUCAAACUAUGUCAAACACAUAAAAAACACCAGGUUUAAAAAUAUCACUCCAUCUUCUUGCCUGAUUUUGCCAAGUUUCCGUUCUCAUGAGGUUGUCUCCUGUAUUCUCUGUGUUUCUUGUGUCUGUGUGUUGCUCCAGUGUGUGUGUAUGUGAACAAGCACGGGAACUGUGGCUCCCACUUGGACAGGAAGCAAAUGCAGCGUCUGCCGGACCACUUCGGCCCAGGUCCUGUGAAUGCUGUGCUUCAACAGGUGGUCCAGUCGUGCAUAGACUGUGCGUACCAGCCCAAGGUCCUGCUCAGCGCUCUGCAGACUCACUCAGGAGGAGGAGAGGUCGUCAGAGGUAGUCUCAUUCAAAUAAGACCUGAUAUUAUUUUCUGAUAUUCUGUGAUGUGUUUCACGUCUGUAGCAGUUGUUUUAGUCAUCUUUGAGAUCCUGUGUAUAAUGCAGACCCUGCGCUCCCAGGAUCAUAAAUGGGCGCUACACAGGGGGGUGUAAUGGACCAAGAAAUUGCAGCAUUUAAAGGGGGAAGUUUGCUUCACUUUCACAGUCACUUCUCAAUUUACUAAUAAACAACACAAUACUGUAAAGGAAAGUGGAAGUUGUUGGUCACAAACGGCUGGCAACUCCAAAACGAGAGAGAAGUCAGCCAAAAGCACAUGUGUCAUCUUUAAGUAGCUGAUGUGAUCUACGUUACCGACCGCUGAAAUAUCCUUUUUUUCCCUCUUAGUGAGAACAGAUGGUGGUGUCCGUGUGGUCAAACUCCCAGCAGCCUCCAGUGCUUCCUUUGUGCUUCGGUUCUUGGAGACGAUGUGUCGUCAUCUGCAGUGUGACAACUUGUUCAGCAGCCAACCGUUCAGCCACUAUGCAGCGUACGACAGGACCAAAUCAGGUAACGUCUUAAGCCAGUGUUCGUGUCACAAAUCUGUCGUGGAAGUUUUUCUCCUUCCGUUGCUGCUGGUGAAUAAUGAAAUAGAGACUUCUGCCGGCCGACAAGGUUUUAUUUUCUUUGCAAAGAAAAGGUCGAUCUGAAUCCGAGCGGGUAGAUCAGAAAGGACCCCGAAUCUAGGGGAAUACAGAGUAUUUAUACCUUAGGACCGCCCUCCAGAGGGCAAGGAAUGGGGCUUAGGUGUUGGCACCUUUUGUUGUCUGUGGGGACUGUUACUUCACCCCCCUGGGGUAAUCACAGCUGUGUCAGGAAAGAAAGCUGUGAAGUUUUUAUCUUUUGGGAUACAACAAUUCCCAUGAAAGCAGGCAUAUGGAUAAAUUUGUUUUAGAACAAAAUAAAUCCCAAGUGCUGCUUAAAAUGUCUUUCACUCCUGUGUAUUUUCUCUAACUGGAGUCAGUUUUUUACACUUUGAAAUAACAGGAAAGUUCAAAAUCAAAGUGAAGAAAGAAAAAGAAAGUGUUAAAAUCAAAUUGUGAAUUAUGACUAAAAACUCAUACAUUUACAACAAAAGAGUUUAUUAGUCGCUAGUAUCACACUGUCGUAAGAAUUCAAAUUCUGAAAAUACUCAUAUAAACGGGUGGGCUAUUGCAGUGGUGUGCAGCCUGUGCAUGCUUCUGUCACUGUGUUGGUCCUCAGCUGCUGACUAAAACUUUACAAGCUGAUCCACAUUCCCCAGGUGACUAGCUGCUCUCCUAUGACCUGAAUUUACAACUUUGUUUUCUUUCUUUACUCUUGGGAGAUUAAAGUAAGGCUGGGUGAUAUGGCCUCAAAUCAAUAUCACAAUAUAUUAUCACCUUGACAACGAUAAAUGGACAAUAACUACUCCACAAGCUGCUCACCCCCUCCCACAUUAAACGUUGUCAACUUCAGCCGCCGCUCCAGACGAUACAACUUUUGAACUGUCCUCAUGGAUGGGAUGGAGUCAUGUCUCCGAUGUAGAACAGCGUCUUAGGGGGACAUGAGACCAUAGCUUACCUACACACAUCCAAAACCAACUUUUAUUUAUUUUUUUGACACCAAAUAUAUUGACAUGGGCAAAAUGAUAUUGGUUAUUGUCGUAAAUUUUGGUAUUGGUAAAUUUUUGGUUUAUUGCCCAGCCCUAUAUUAAAACCUUGUUUUUGGGCAUCUACAAGUUCAUUCUUAUAAAUGUAAAACUUAUCUCUUGGACUUUUGUUUGUAUGUUUCAGUGAAAGAGGAGGCACUGGAUACUCCAUCUCUGGCUCGAGGAAGUAAACGGAGUCUGUCUGUAGUGUCUCCACCAUAUGCAGCCCCUCUGUCACCCAAACAUCUACGAACUGAAGCUCAUCCUUCAGAGGGUACGGCUCACUCUGCAGAUGUGUUAUAUUCUUGGUGGACUCUGUAUUCAAAGACACUUCUCUGUCAUCACAACUUGAACACAGUUUUUGAUCAAACUUCUGUAAUGUGUCUUUGGUGUGAUUAUUUUCGACGGAUAGAGUUUAUAAAAAGUUUUUAUAUUACAUUUUGUUAAAUGUGAGUGUUGUUUUUGUCUCUCCAGCAGAGACUCUGCCUCAUGAAGAAAACGGUCAUCUAAAGGAGCAGCGCUACAUGGACUCAGCCUCCAACUCCAUGACCCCCCGACCCCAAACAGCACGCAGCUCCUCAGAGUACCACUCUCAGGCCAGCAGCCUCUACCACGCCGGCAAUGCCACAGCCAUGCGCCGCCUCUCCUCCAAUCCUGCAGAGCUCAGCUCCACACCACCUCUCAGACGAGUUGAAGGUGCAGUAAGAGUCUGUGGCUGCACAGGUCUAAUCAUGCUCUGAAUUGAUUGUUUAAUGCACAUUGUUCUCUUGGUAGCAGCCAGCUCCACCACAGGUCCUGAGGCUCUGGGGUCUGAGAGGGAGAGUCCACGGCUGCCCAAUAAGAACCCCUCAUCCUGGUCCAUCGAGGAGGUGAUGCAGUUUGUGAGGGAUGCUGACCCCACAGCGUUAGCUCCACACGCUGAACUCUUCAGAAAACAUGUAAGUUACUUUGGAUGACAUUUAAGGACCCACUCCAACGAAAAACAUGUUUCUCUUGUUGUCUUCAUCUUCAUAUGGCAUUUUCUGAUGCUGAAGGAAAAAUAAGUGCAAAGUUGCAUUUCUGAGUAUUUACUGCUCUGCAGAAUAAAAGCCCUUAAAAAUGACACAGGUAACGUGAUUUUAGAUAAAGAAUUCAUAAUCGCAACUUAAAGACCACAGAGAACACUUCAAGUAGUAAAAGAAAAAAAACGAUUAGAGUGUGACUUUAAGUAUCCAGGACUGGUCAUUCGAUACCAGACUUGUCGCAUCAGCUGUUUUGAAGCCCCUGGGCAGAAAGUGCUUCAUUUGUUCUAAUAUGACCAAAGUUCAGUCCAACAAAGCUGAAAAAUCCUAUCUGUCCUGUAGAGAUUACUACUUUUGUUGGGCAGUAAACCCCUGAAGCUGUAAGACUGUGGGCUUGGAGGGUGAGAGGCUAAACAUAAAUUUUUAAAUGUAAAAGCAGUUACAUACAAUCUAUGUGAAGGUAUUUGCUUUAAAGCAGCAGUUUCAUGGAGGAUUUAAAAAUGCAGCUCACUUAAGCUCUGGAGCUGUCAGCGUGACCAGCAGCUGCAGUAACUUCAUCCUCAACGCAGCUUUUUUCAGUUCGGCGCCACACUCAACUCCUGUGUCUGGUUACAUGAGACCUGUGUUUUACCAGUAAGACUCCCUGUUUGGAUGUAUUUUUUUACCAUCAUGUGUUGGUGCAAACAAAAGCUUUCAGCAGUCAGAGACAGGCCAAGUGUCUUUCUGGCAUAAACCAUGUAAAAAAAAUAAGAGACCAUAGCAGAAAAGGGCUGCAGCUAACAACUUUGUUGAUAGUUGACAAGUCAUUGCUUAUCACGACUUUUUGACGAAGCAGACAUAUAAUUGCUCAAUAAUUAGAUGGCUCCAUAUAGUAAUCAGCUUUUUAGUUUGAUUUUACCAUUUAGAACUGAAAACAUGCUGUUAAAAAAUUCUUCAAGGUAAGAAACAGAGAUUGGAGAGAAAAAGAUGAGGUAUUGUAAGGUCAAGGUUUAACGAGAGAGACUAAACAUGUGAAACUCAGACAUUACAGCUCUGACUUUGGACUUCAGUUAAAGUGAAUGUCACUGUGCCUUCUCAAGUAUCUUUGACAUUACUGCUCCCAUGAAAAACAAACUCUGGUUUUUGUUGUUUUUUUUCUUUGCUGCAUUAAAACAAUUGAUCCUGGACUUCAGAAACGUCACCACACCUUGGUGUUGCAUUGGUUACCGCCAUGUUCAUGUGUUUUAUUGACUAGUCGCUGUUCUGCACUUGUUACUCUCAGCAGGGAUGGUAGGGGUGUAAGGUGUGUCUCCUGUGCCACUCUCAGCAAAGGUAGUAAAGAAGCGAGAGGCCCCCCUCCAUAUUGAUUUAACUGCAGAAAACAACCUUAUGUCCACUGUAUGAAAAUACACGCAAUAAGGUCUCCAACGACUCAGCGCCCCCUAAUGCACUGGCAACUACUUGUUUUAUUGAUUUUUGUUGACUACAUGGAUGAAUCAUGUACCCUUGCUGCUGACAGCCUGGUCAGCCAAAGAGUCAGUCAAAGUAGGUGGCGGCAGAGGCCCUGAUUUCAUCACAGUUUGAUUGAACCCAGACUCCGACAGGAUGUUGAAAUAACUUCACUGGAGGUCCACUUGAGAUGCAAUGCUUCCAGAUGUCACACAGACUUUAAUUUUGGGUUUAAUUUUUGUCAUUUUGAGACUUGAGUUUUACAGGGCACAGCCUCUUGUGUUUGCUUCUGCAUUGCGUUGCACAAUGACAAAGCUAUGAUAAGAAACUUCCUGUAGCUUAUUACUGACAAAAACAUGUGCAUGUGUUCAUGAUACCCCACAAAAGGUCAGCCAGGCAGCCAAGUUAAAACUUAAACUACUUUGAAAUCUUUUCACAUCCUCCCCUCUAAUAUCAACUUCAUAACUGCUAAUGAUUGUGCUCAUGAUGAGUACUAUAAAGAUGAGUAUACAGUGUACCCAGAGAGUUUUACAAGUAUUGGAAGGGUCUCAGUUUAUACAUGAUUUUAAAGAAAGCUUUAACUGAUAUUUGGCUUGAAACAUCCAUUUAUGUUCAUACAGGUCCUGUUUAUUGGUCUUGUCUGAUCCGGUUUAAAUCUAUACCUGAAUGUCAAAUGUGUGAGGGUUCAUGUCUGUUCUUUAAUUGUUGAGUCUUGUACAUUUCCUGACUGAAAGGAAUGAGUACUGAAAGGCUGUAUUACAGCAUCAUAUGAAUAAUUCAGCCCUUGUGUUCAGUUUUGAAAAUCUAGAACUGUAAAUGUUUUUAUAUAUUUGAGCUAUUUUUGUGCUGCUCUUUACACUGGGCUUUGGGUUUCUAGGGUUUGUCUUUAAUGUCUGAUGUCCUUACAGGAGAUCGAUGGAAAAGCUCUGAUGCUGCUGCGGAGCGACAUGAUCAUGAAGUAUAUGGGUCUGAAGCUGGGGCCUGCGCUGAAGCUCUGCCACCACAUAGAUCGACUGAAACAGGGCAAAGUGUAAAUGGAGCCGCCGCGCUCCUGUCCCUGUCCAACCCAUGAGCAAUAAACCCCGACGAGAGCCGGACUCAUGGAGCUGCAGGGGCCACAUGUGACUCUGACUGAUGUUACAACUUCCUCCUGACUUCCAGAGCGGAGAAAGUGUGCCGUGCAGUGCUGACACAUUACCUCAUCCCCUCAUCAGUGAACGAAAACUCUGACUGACUGACUGACUGAAAUCCCAAAGGAAAGAACCCCUGCAGUGUUUACAUUGCAUAGCACACAUGGACACGCUUUUUUUAACGGAGAUAAAAAUCUUUUGAUCCUGGUUUUGGAUCCCCCAAAGAUGGAGAAUGUUUCUUCUUAUAUAAUGUUUUUAUUAUUGUCCAAUUUCCACUUAUUAAGGAAGGGUUGGUAUACUGAAAAAAACAUCAGAUGUUCUUCCCCACAAGAAUCUGGAUGCUCUCUGUACAGCUGUUUUCACUCUUCACGUAUGCCUCAAGUGUGGAGCAUCCGACAGACUCUUUCAUGUGCUUGAAAAUCGUCAGCAUCAUUACAUUUUUUAUCUCAAACUCACGUUUUCCACAGGGUGUCCUGCAGGAUCAUCCUCUGCUGUGUGGCAAGAUGUGUUCUUAUUGUGUCUUAGCGGACCCUCCGUUGCCUCCCACCGGUCCACACACAGUUCUUAUCAAACUUACAGGCCGAUCCAUUUCAGCGGACAGAUUGUUGAGGAUGUGCAAACAGACAUUUCUAAGGGCUUUCUUUGUUUAGUUUUUCAAACUAUUAGUUGAAUCACGUGAGAGCCUGUGUCCACAGAGCGGUUUUCAGGCACAGUGCAGGGCUGGAAUGGAGCUCUUGUGUCAUGUCAGAGGAGAAACUGCAUGUGAGGUUUUGUUUCCAUGAUGGCAAUGUUUGGCUCGAGUGCUGGGGCAGUGUCACCUGUUUUUUCCCUGAGAGCAUUAAAAAAAUACUUCAUGUCAUUAUAGGUAGGGUUGUAUCAGGUACUCAUCAAUUGUGUCAACAGCCAGGAGAAAUUGGCUGGAAUUUUCCCGUGAAGCAAAAUCCUGUUGACUCAUACUUGAGCUAGUAUAAGUUUGUGCUAAUAUCCAUUCACAGACCCUACAAAGCUUGUUAGACUCGGUACUGUAAGAUCCUGAUUUAUGCUUGGAAAGUGUUCUAGUUUCCGUUUGUGGUCCAAUUAGUAUUGACCAAUCAUGUUUCAAAACAGGGAAAAUAGAUGGAGUGUGGAGAGCAAAAGCAGGUGGAACACACACACCACUAAAACAACACCCCAGCUCUUCAGCUUUAAUCUAACAACUAUUUAUCCAUCUAAUGUUCAACUUUUUAAAAGCAGUUUUCUUUUCUUCUCGAGGACCGACCUUACAAUGUUUGCAUUACUACUUUUUACAAAUCCCAAUUAUGGUGUUGUUUUAUCAGUAAAUUUUAAACAUUCAAGUUGUCAGUAACUUUUGGAGAAAAAAAAAGAGUUUUGUUUUCUGGCUGCUACUUCUAAAGUAAGCCAGGGUGAAGCAUCUCUGUCUACAGUUGACCUGAGACCUCCCGGUACUUGACACAGAUGUACAGGUGUCCCCCCCUGAGAUACGAUAGAUUAAGAAAAGUUUCAGACAAAGACAGUGCGCAGAUUAGAAAGUCUUGGCUGGAAGUUGUUUUUUGCGUCUGUUAAAUGCUUUUCUUACCCAUUUCAUCCACAUGUCAGACAGUCGUGUCCAUUAGCACAAGGCCAGCACAAUAUGAAACAAACAUGCACUGCACCAUAACAUUGUUUCAGUAAUGAGAUGACAAUGUGCUGCUGUGCAUGUUAACAGGCUGAGUAAGACAGCAUUGCCUUCUAGAAAAAAAAAAUAAUAUUUGAAGAUUUCAGCUUUUGCGUUAAAAAGCCCAUCCUUGGGCUUGUGUUUCUGUAUUUAGAGAUAGGAUGUGUGGGUGAUGUAGAAAACUGGACUAAGUGUAGGGCUUGAUGUGACAAAGGACUCUAGCCUCUGUACAUGAGGCUGGAAGAAAAGCAAGGCCAAGGAGAGCGAAAGAACAGGAAUGUGUUGUGUAUGAGAAUAGUGCAGAAAGGAAUGAGUGUUCAGGCAAUGAAGGAAAGAAAAAAGCUGAAAAAUGUUUUAAUAUAGAAUAAACACUUCGUCUGACUUUAACUUUUGAGGUUGAAAUUUCCCUGAUAGCUUAGCUACUAUUCUGCAGGGUCCCUAUGUAGGUAUGGAAAGUAUAGAAAAAUAUGGAAAUAAAUUUGAUCAAUUUCCAGGUCUUAAAAAGUGUGAAAAAAUAUUGUUUCCAGACUAUUACCACAGUUCUGAAAUACUGUUUUCCAAAAUAGAAAAGUAGGUAUUUCCAAAAAUAAUUCUAAAACAUAGGGUAUGGAAAAGUAUGGAAAUUCCAACUGUGUAGGAACCCUGAUUCUGGUUCUCCAGCAAGUUUCUCAACAGAGGACCCAAACUCAAAGGGAUCUUUUGUGGCUAUCAUACUUAGUAUUGACAAGUACCUCAUUCACUAAGAUUUUCCCGUGGAUACAUAUGUUCCUGUCUUUCAAAAUUUAUGAAAUCAUCUCAGAAAAAUCCACAGUCUUAUUGGUGUCGAUACAAAAUAUCUCAAAAAGUAAAUUACUGGUAUUGGCAGUGAUGAAAUAUUUCUGCAGAUUUGAUUACCAGCCUGAAAGAUUCAUCAUGUGCAUGCAGUACCAGCUUACUCCUGCUGGUUGCAUUUAUGUGUUUAAUCUUUUUUACUUACAUAAAUUUUAACAAGAAACAUUUUUAAACAUGUUGUCUAUGGUAGAAUCAAAUGUUGUUUGACUUGUUUUAUGGUCUGGUUCUCAAACAAAUAGACCAUCACAUAUUAAGAGUAACAAACAUAUCCUAUUACAGGGAAGUUUGCAUUCUUAACAAUGGAAAAAGGAUGUGUAUUGAAAUCAGUCAAAAUAGAUUAGAAAAUAUUGGUAAAAGUCAGAUUUUGAGCAGCAAACUCAACUGCUAGAAAAAAGUCAGACACAUCUCCUCCCCAUGUUUUAUGGCUGUUUUAGUCUCCUGUUGUUCAUGGAGGAUUGCAGCACCUGUCAUAAAUCCUAAGUCAUAGUCAUGUCAAGUUUUCAGCUCCACAAAAGAAGUAGGAAGUGCUGUGGAUGCUGUGUUUCUCCUCCAGGGGGCUGCAUGCUCCUCAUGUUGGUUCAAAGUGUAGUCUGAAUAAACCGCUCUGUGGACUCUGGCUCUAAGCUCAUCGGUCUGCUUGUCUGCCUGCCUGCAGCCGCCUCAGUGUUGUCUCUUUUGACCGUUCAGAUCACUGUUAGGAAUGAAAACAGAUUUGUACAGUUUUAUGGGUUUAACCAUGAAUAUCAGCGACAGAAUGUACAUUUUGUAGAAACUUUAAUAUUUUAAGGAAAUCAUAUACAUUAAGCUAGAAAUGUGAAGAUAAUGGUGGACGGGGACGUGGUGAAUAUUCCAUUCUGCUUUUUAAUACUAAACACAGCAGCGCUUUUUAGUUCACAUACUUAUAGUACUAGACUCUGCCUUGCUCUACCUACGACAUCUCUCAGGUUUAUGUGAUCUUUGUUAGUACAAGCUUUUGUAGCAAACUGUUUAUAAUGUACUUUACAAAACUUUUCCUCCUCUUCUCUUCAUUGAUUUAAAAAAGACUUUGUGCCAUACAAUAUUCAACACAGGAUCCAAGUGCUGUUGAUUUCCCUCUCCUCCUCCUCUUCUUCUUCUUCUUCUUGCAUCUUCUUUUAAGUACUUGAAAAAUAUGUGUUGCAAAACGUCACUUGUCCAAUAUGUCACAUCAGAUAAACAGUAUGUGUUUAUGAUGUUGUGUAUUUCCUUUAUUUGUUUUUAUAAACCAACAAAAAACUGAUGAUCAUGUGUUGUUGCUGAUUUCAACCAGAGAGGAAACUGCAGUCUAAGUCUCAUGGUAGUGUUCAAAUCCACGCAGAGAAACAGUGAGAGCCAAACAUAGAAAGUUCUGUGCAGCUAACAGUAAGAAUAGCACUUACAUUUUGACAUACCACUCAGAUAGAUGUUGUUUUGUAACCGCAGCUGCAAUCCUUAAAACACUUACCAGAUCAUGUGUGUCCUAUUGUGGCACAGGUUCUUGUGGAGCACUUACCAAACUUGUUUUGGUGUUUUUCUGCCUCUGCGUUCAUCUGCGCCUCAUCCUCAUUACACCCCUGCACUCUCAGAUUACUCCAUGGUCAUGAGUUUAGAAAUUGAAAGGCUGCAGAUCCUCAUUAAGGAUGAUUUGGGGUGUUUCGAUGGCUGAAUUCAGCUUUAAAGACAACUGGGCAUGUAAACAGCAAAGAAUACCAUCAAGAGACUUUUGCACAGCAGGCCGUAGACUGAGAAAAUAUGAUACAAAAUAUUUUGGAUUAAUACAUUUCUGUGGAUUAUCAUGGGAAUAUAUUAACUACUUACUGCCCCACAUAAGUAUAAACUGCUGGUAUCGCUUCUGUAACACUUGGAGUUAUCUGUUUUACAAGUAGGGGGCGUUGGUGUCCCAGAUAUACAGUAGAGGCUGGUGCUGAUUUCCAGCUGAGGCCCUUUGCCGCAUGUCUUUCCUCCACUCUCCUCUCCUCGUGUUGACUCUGGUUGGCUGUCUUGCCUAGUGAAGCAAAGAUGCCCAAAAAUAUAACUGAAAUGUUAUUUUAAAAAGUCGUUAAGCUUCAAAAAUGUCAUGGGAAACUACACAAACUAGAACCUCUUGUUAUUGGUUGAGAGACACAUGACCCAAGAGAUCUAGAUCUAGAUCCAAAUUAAAAACUGGUGUGAAAUAUGCAAUGUACUCACAUGACCAGCCCUGUGACUGAAUCUUAUUUGGAGGAGGUAGCUGUGUCAUGCUUUUACUUUGACAUUGUAAGUAUACUACUUUAGGUAGAGUUGAGUUGGGAUCUGAUGAGGCUUAAGCUCCAACAAUGUUUCUGGAUCCACCUUAAAUCUUGAAAUGUCCCUUUUAGGAAGUCCUGAAUCAUCUCUCAGGCGGCUGCUAACAGCUAGAUCACCAUCCGUCUCUUCUCUGUCUCUCUUCAGUUUUAUGGUGGAUGAUGGCUAGCGUAAAGGUCCACAGCUAUGAACACACACUAUUACUGUUUGUUUAUUUAGUAUUUCAUUUUCUUUAUGUCAUCUCUUAUCAUCAAUACCGGUAUAUUGUGAGAGUCUUACAUGUAAAAGAACAGACACAGACACAAACCUUGAUUUUGGAGUUUUUAGUUCCCUUCAAUGUAAAAAAACACAAACACUGUACAGACAUCAAUCUUCCACUGCUGUCCCUUCACCAUAAAGAAAAGGUUCCUGAAGCAAAAAGGGCUUCAGCAGACUGCUAGUUAGAAAGGACUGAGUUACAACUCACCAGCUGGUGUAUUUACACACUGUUUAAAUUAAAUUUCACAAAGAAUAAAUUAAUGUGAAAUCCUGUACAAGCAAAGAGAUCAGUUCAAGGAGUCGACUCUGCAAACGUGUGUAAAUACAAGGAAUUAUUUAGUGUUUCCAUCCCUCCGAUCUUCUCUCUCAGUCAGGGUCCAGAUGUUUUCAGUUCUGGGCCUCUAAUUCACAGAUUUCAUAAAUGCUCUGAUCACACAUGAUGGAACACAGCUUAAGCAAAAUAUGUUACAACACCCUGUAACGCUUCAAACUAAACUAUGACAAAGUGCACUCAACAGGAUAAAUAAACAGGCACACAACAACAACAAUACUCGCACAUCCACAACUCUGAUCUAAACAUGAGACAGAAAAAUGUCCAACAAAAGAGACACAAACCACUCUGAGUGAACGUUUCACACGGACAGAAAGAGGGGGCGGAGACUCAUCAACACUGACUCUAAUAUCAGACUAAUAACACACAAACUGAGCAGACGCACCAACAGCACUUUCUCUCGCCAAAGCCAAGACUUCAGGUCGUGCCUCAUCUCUCUGUUUCCUCCAUCCACGGCUCCUCUUCACAUUCUUGAUUGACUUAACAGGUGAAAUAAAUAUUUGAACUCCCACUUCAUUUUGAUUCACUUUUCUUUCAGAGCAUUUCCUGUCAUUUUUCAAACUUGGGCCCCUUUUCAGACACAAAUUUCAGUGUAAAUAUCAUUCAACAAAAAGUUCAGGAAAGGCUGCUUUGAAAUCAUGAUCAUAGUGAAGUGUUUGUGGGUGAAAAUGACAGGCUGAGAUUAAUAUGUUAAAGAUUCAAAAGCAUCAAAGAAAGGAUCCUAAUGCAGACAUUUCUCUGGAGUUAUUAGUGUUUUUUUAGAGCCAAAAUAACAGCAAUUUUACUUUCAAGAUCACAGGAAAUGCUUCUCAACUGCUUCAUACUUCGGGUGUUUUGAAAAGUUACACAAUAUUUUUACAGCACAGUCCAGAGAGGUGGCCAAGACCCCUCUUGAAACCCAGUAGACUGCCCCGAAAUGUAAAUUGCAUUUGAAUUUUGAACUUUUUUUGGUAUUUGAAACCUAUUUCCACAUUUGAAUUAAGUGUUGUAUGUCUGUUACUUUGAUGGAAAGUAAUGCUGUUAAUCUCGGUCAGGACUCUCUGCUAAAAGAGAUUUUUAAACUUAAUGAGACCUUCAUUGUAAAGUGACUUUAAAUAAACAGAUAAAAUCUAUUUUACAAGUCAGAUGUAUGGGAGACAAAUCAGUGCUUAAAAAAAAUCGAGCAAACGCCUGCAUACUGUCUGGCUUUUACAAGUAUGCUCACAGGCACUGUUUUGGUUCUCAAAGGUUCACACUCAAUUCAUGCCACCCCGUGCUGCAGGAGUCAGCGCCCGAGUUGGGCCACCCCUGUCAAAAAGUGGGGACACGGGGGCUGGGCGAUGAACUGAAAAUCUGCCAAUACCAAAGUUUACGAAAAAAACCUACAUCAUCUUGCCCAUGUUGGUAUAUUCGAUGUCAAAUAAAUAAAUAAAUAAAAGUUAGUUUUGGAUGUGUGUAGGUAGGCUAUGGUUCAUGUCCCUUUAAGAUGCUGUCCUACGUCAGAGACGUGACUCCACCCCAUCCAGUCUGUAACAAAGAGGGAAAGACAGGUGAGGAGAUGGAGGACGGUUCAAAAGUUGUAGCGGCUGGAGCGACAGCAGAAGUAGAUGGAGUUAAUCUGGGAGGGGGUGAGCAGCUUGUUGAGCAAUUAUCGUCCAUUUAUCAUUAGCGAGGUAAUAUUAGCAAUAUAUCAGGAUAUUGAUUUGAGGCCAUAUCACCCAGCCCUACUGGACACGCCCCUGGUAGUGACAGAUCAGAAACUCCUCCUGUGUUCUGUGUAGUAAAAUAACUUGUUUUUUUUAAUGGAGUCUGGUGAAACAUCCUGUGAAAGCUUGAUCAUUUUGACAUUUCAGAAAUCUUGCGCAGAAACUCUCUCUAAUGUUGGAAAAGAAAUCUGAGCCUCAUUGUUGCAAACCAACCUCUUCUUUAGGAUGUACUGGGACCAGGCUUUGCUGUAUGAAUAACAUUGCAGCCAUGUUAACUUCUCUUUGCUCCUGGCUGAGGAAAAACUCUUCAACAUGUUCCUUUUAACCACUGAGCAUCAAAACUGUGUUAAAUUUAGGCCCACUUCAAAAAAAUAGUUUUUUUUGUUUUUUUUUGUUUUAGAGAAAACAGUGGGAAGUUUGGGCCGUUUCAUACUGUGUCCUUUUAAUCAAAAACAGCAAACUCAGCUGUCAGCAGAGGCUGUUUUCUCUAAAAACUCGUCUUAAAUUUUGGGAGUCUUACAGAAAGUUCAGAUAAAACCUGAAAACAUUGAGACCUCCCUUUUCCUGUAGCUAUUUUAGAAGUGUGAAACAUAUUUUGUCACUGAUGGCUGUUUUGUGGCUCUUGCUCUGCCAAAUUAUUAUCAGCCUGUCACUGUAAUCCCCAACCAAUCAGAGGAGAAUAAAUCGCUCCAAUGAGCUGAUGAUGACUUUGGGAAUUUCUGACGAUGGGACAUGUUUAGACAGCCUCAGUCACGUCCUGCCAGCUCAAUCUGCUCUAAUCUGAGCAGUUAGUGAAUCAAAUAUCAGUUUUUUUAGGUCCUCAGUGCACUUCAAUCAGACUCACUUUGGGAAACAAACCAUAAUGCCAGAAAUGGAAAAACUGAACCCAUGUGUCUUUGCAUGUUCUGUGAUUCAUUAAGCCACAUGAAGAGGCCCUUAAGCUGCCAUCGAUAGAAACAUUACUGGUUUGAUACGACACUCCGUGGUGACGCAUCAGAAAAAAACCCGAUAACUCUUUGUGGAAAACGUUUCUGCAACAACUGUCAGACAUUCAUGAACUCAGUUUCUGCAACAUUUGGAUCCAGACUCCAAGCUCUGACUGGACUCAUGAGUAUGACUUUCAAUACACAGUCCCCACAUGUGUUUUAUGUUACUCGCUCUGGAGGGGAUACCAGUCCGUGCGCCAACGAUUAAUCCCCCUCCGCCGGGCUCUUUCACUUCCUGGGGAGCAGCGCCGCGAGUCUCUGCUUCUUCACUGGGAGGAAGUGGAUCUCCUGUGAGCUGACUUUCUUCAAUUUGAUGGCCCUGUUCUUUGGGACCUUUUUCAGCGGAUUGUUGGGGUCAUGCUGUUCUGUUUGAGACGCUGAUGGCACCGCGUAAAUCUGCUGCAGAGACCCGCCUUGGCUGCCGUCACGUUUUAUAGAGAAGUUCUUGGUGGAGACUCCUGAGAGGCCUUUAAUCUUCCCACAGAGGAUUGCAGGGAUGGCGUCCUUCACUGAAACAAUGACUUUAGCCGUCUGCGAGGUGCUGAGGAUCUCAAGGUUUCCUGUUCCGCUUAUAGACGCCUCCUGAGUACCUGAUCCACCUGGACUGCUGUCCACCACCCAUUUGUGCUGCCGGCUGAACUGCAGUGAAGCCAGACUACCCAGGAGUUUGGAGUCUAAACUCUGGGAGCACUGGACGCCCAGAGACAAAGAGGUACUGCUUGUAUCCUGAGUGGAGGAAAAAGCUCCCUCUCUGCCACAUUUGUUCCUCAUACCAGGCACUGACAAGUCAAGGACACUGUCCUGCUGUGGGCUGGGGGAUUCCUGCUUUAGUUCAACAGGACACGCCUUCACAGAAAGGUCGAGAACCUGCCCAUCAUUCGCAGGAAGUGAGGAUGGGGACACAUUUUGCAGCUGGAGCGACGGUAUCGAUCUGCUUGCAGAUGACACAGGAGAGGUAGUAUCUUUUGGAGAUGUCUGAGUGCUUUUACUCACAGUGCAAACAGGUUUUGGCAUGUUCCCCUUUGAGUCCUCACUCUGAGGGACUGGAACGGGGAUAGGUAGAGGGACGGGCAGAGGCACUGGUAGAGGGAUGAUGACAGGGUAGGGGACCAGAAGGGUGGCAGGAGGGACUAACGGAGCCAGAGGGGAGGUGUAUGGAGGUGUGAGGGGAGGGAGUGGGAAAAAAGGAGAACCUGGGGACUGACAGGUGGGUGAAGCACCUGCCUGAGUAGGGAAGAGAUCCUGCAGGAUGGCUGCAAAUGCUGGAUUCUGCAGGAGUGAGAUCAGGUUGGCCUCUUGUGUUUGUGCCGCUGCUUUCUGAUCCACAGCUGGAGGUAAACCGAACGCCAAAGGGUUCUGACAGAGGACGUUGUUCUGGAUCUGCGGGCAGUUUGCUGCUUGAGGGAUCACAGUAGGACUCAUGUGUUGAAGGACCUGCUGAUCCAAGACCAGAGGAAGUGAAACCGGGCUCUGGCUGGUGAUCAGAUACGGUGCUGCCCCCAUCUGGCCAAGCUGAGGCGCUGCUGCGCCGGCCAUCUGCAGGUGAAUAGGCAGCAUCAGCGGGCUAUCUCCCAGGCACACCGGAUGCAGCACGGUCGUGGCGACUUUGAGCGCCACACCUCCAGUCGAUUCAGCCGUAGGACUAACAACUGUAGGUGCAGGAGGAUCAACCAGGUUAGAGAGUCCCUCUUUAGCACUGCUGCCACCACAGGAAUCAGCAGCUUCCUCAGUUUUACCGGAGGUCUCUCUUCCUCCUCCUUCCAUCUCGGUGCUGCACACCUCAGUCUGAGACUGUGUCGUAGAAACAGAAACAUCAUCCCCACCCUCCAUCGUUCAGUCUGAAGAGUCAAUCCAAAUCUUCAUCUAGUGUUAGAGACAGUCCUCAUCCAUCGUUCUUACAGGCAGCCCUGAAACACAAAAAUGAAAACAUUUUAUCUUGUGAGAAGCUUCAGAUAUUUGCUCCACACAUAUCCAAACUGUACACAGACAGGAAUGACAGGAAUUUGUCCUCUAAGAAAUGAUAUUUGAAGGACACAUGCUGCACAUUGUAUCUGUGAUCGUCCACUUUUAUUUCUCACAUCCAUCUGAAACUUUCUAAAGCAAUCUUUGACCAAGCUUUAGUCAAAAACCAUAGACGCUGACCACCUAGAUUUAACUAGAACAGUUCCCAGCAAUAAACUACACAGGUAGCUUCCAUCACUUCCAUUAAAACACUGUUGGAGCUGCUUUAAUAAAGGACAGGAAAUGAAGACUAAUGCUGUGUGUUUGCUGUGUCAGGGAACAAUUACCUCCAGCUGUUUGGGUGAUUUAAAUAUCAGGGCAAACAAAGACUUAUCCAACAUGAAGUUAAUGAAACUUUAGUUGUUUCUCUUAUCUUCUCUGAAGCAUUUUAAAUAGCAUGAUGAGUAUAGUCUUGUUUGAACAAACAGAUACUAAUUAUUCCUCUUUUUAGAGACAGAAUAUGACAGAGAUAUUUUGGUAUUACCGUUAUAAAUCAACUACCCAUAAAUAGUGAUCCCUGGUAGAGACAUCAUCAAAAGCUGCGUCUUUGCAUUAAAAUUCAAUACAUUUUUAAGUAAUUUACAUUCAUAUAUCUAUCAGUGUAUUGAGAAUCUGAUGCAAACUCCUGCCUGCUGUUUCCAGAUAAGCUGACCCUCCUAAUUUGAGUGGGAGCCUCCCUCAUUUUUCUUCAACUGUACUCUCAACUUGUAAUUUCUCUCCCUCCUCUGUGAGUAAUGAGUGUUUUUCAACCUAUGUGUUUCAAGCCCUGGUUACUGAACUGAGCAGUAAAAGGCAUAUGCUCACCACUCUACUUGACUUACUCCUGCAGCACGUUCUGACUGCAGUGCCUCACUACUCUGCUUCACUUUAAGUUAUUUUUGUAAGACUCAGAGGUUUUUUUUUACUUUAAUGUGAGCCUUGAAAUCAAAAGAUAUCAUAAGCAUUUUUUUUUCUCACAAGUGUUAAUUUGAUUUAUUAAAUUCAAAUUCAACUAUGGCACUUUUUGUACAAGAAUGUAAUUCAAAGUGCCUUACAGAGGCUAAAAACAGCAAUAACCCCCCCCCCCCCCCCCCCACACACACACACACACACACACACACACACACACACACACACACAAGCGCACACUGAGC
Messenger RNA from Xyrichtys novacula (pearly razorfish), 31881 nucleotides. The record is from the annotation of a GenBank genome assembly. NCBI's taxonomy places the organism in Eukaryota, Metazoa, Chordata, Actinopteri, Labriformes, Labridae.